AACCGACCACACCUCUCCUCCAGGUCCUCGGCCCUGACACCGGCCAUGCAGUCCAUGCCAUUGCUCCUGCGCCAAUCGCUACGGCCUAGCCUACAAUUCACUCGCUCAACCGCCCGACCGGUGCAAGUGCCUCAUCUCCGCCCGGCACCUCCGGGUGCUUUUCCCGCAAGGCCGACGACCCGGAGCUUCUCUGUCUGCCUCCAAUGCCAAUUCCGCCGGCUGCCGGGGUCGUACUCCCCUGUCGAUGAGAAGGAUAAGACCGCGGCGGAGAUACAGAGGAUUAUUCAGACUUCGAACCAGGCUGUUGCGCCUGAAGGUGUGCCCGACUCAGAUGCGGCUGCGGGGACCCCUCGUGCAAGCUCCACGGAGGCUGAGGUGCCUCCAGCGGGAGAGACGCAGAUAAACAGUUGUGAUAAGGUAUUAUUGGAGGGACUCGAAGUUGAGCAGAAGGAAGGAAAGACACAGAACACAAAUGCCCAGGGCGCGACGAGCGGAGGGUUACCGUCCUAUCUGGAGAACCAUCGGUCACAACUGUCGAAGCAAUUCACUACGAUGAUGGAUAAUCUACAAUCCAACGUCUUUGUAGCUGGACAGCGUUUGAAUGACCUGACGGGCUACUCCGCCAUCGAGACACUCAAGAAGGACAUUCAAACCCAAGAAGCCCGUCUCCGCACAGCUCGCGCACAUGUUCGCAAAGCAAAGGAAGACUACACAGCCGCAAUCAACAACCGCUCCACCUCCCAGCGCGAAGUCAACGAGCUGCUCCAGCGCAAGCAUGCCUGGUCCCCAACAGACCUGGAACGGUUCACCCUGCUCUACCGCAAUGACCACACCAACGAAGUCGCCGAGGUAGAGACACAAGAGGCCCUGUCUCGCGCAGAGCGUGAGGCUGAAGAAGCCGCCGCAUCACUGAACAAGAGCAUUCUCUCCCGUUAUCACGAAGAGCAGGUGUGGUCGGACAAGAUCCGCCGCAUGAGUACCUGGGGUACAUGGGGUCUGAUGGGCAUGAAUGUGCUUCUCUUCUUGAUCUUCCAGAUUGCCGUUGAGCCGUGGCGUCGCCGCAGACUCGUCAAGGGUUUCGAGGAUAAGGUCGUUGAAGCGUUGGAGAAGGAGAAGAACAUGAACCGUAUUGAAGGCGGUGUUUCUUCGUCUGCAGCUCCCGCUAUUCUCCCCGAGGUCAUCGAUUCGACCGUCGAGUCAUCCAUUGCCUCAAUUGAGUCCACUACCGCCGAGGCUGAUGAGCCGGCUGUUGUCCCCGCGGUUUCGCCAGUUGGAGCUUCUCCAAUCGAAGUAUCUCUCUCUCCCGAACCGAUUGUUGAGCAAUCUCUCUACUCUCGCCUUGCUGGCAUUACCACCUCACCAAUCUCUCUUGGCUAUUGGCGGCAGGUGUUUGAUGAGUUCUUCAGUGAGCGCACCGUUGCUAUCUCCCAGCGUGAUCUCACCGUGGCUGCUAUGCAGAGCGCCGCAGCGGGUGCGGCUGUGGUGGGCCUGGUGAUUGCUUUGGUGAGACCUCGGUAAAAGGACUAGCCUUGUUUAUGCAUACGGGAUUGGCGGGACUGUGUCUUUCCCUCCCUUACAAUUCUGAUAUUGUCAGUUCUUUACAUACUCAUAUGAGUCCUUUGGCCAAUCAUGUACAGACGGAGAGAUAGAUCUAGGUGGGUGUCAAGACUCACAUGUACUAUACUUGAAAGCAUUUCCUUUUGUGGGGUACUCCCUAUAUAACGAAUUGGUCGAACGUCAUGCGAGGCCUACGAGAUUAUAGCGCAUAUUUUUUAUCUUAUCGAAAAGCGAUUUUGAUGA
Messenger RNA from Penicillium subrubescens, 1800 nucleotides. RefSeq names its product putative mitochondrion biogenesis protein (She9) (gene she9). Gene Ontology annotation, cellular component: mitochondrial inner membrane. NCBI's taxonomy places the organism in Eukaryota, Fungi, Ascomycota, Eurotiomycetes, Eurotiales, Aspergillaceae. The annotation marks the transcript as partial. The transcript is spliced from 2 exons. The record is from RefSeq and is a predicted model, not a curated record. Gene Ontology annotation, biological process: inner mitochondrial membrane organization.